Rhipicephalus sanguineus (brown dog tick) is the source of this 1589-nucleotide messenger RNA. RefSeq lists its product as uncharacterized. Bases 154 to 510 code for a protein of 118 amino acids. NCBI's taxonomy places the organism in Eukaryota, Metazoa, Arthropoda, Arachnida, Ixodida, Ixodidae. Gene Ontology annotation, molecular function: zinc ion binding; nucleic acid binding. The record is from RefSeq and is a predicted model, not a curated record. The transcript has a single exon.
UUGUUCCAUUUCGUGCCGGCGUCGGUUGGUGUCAGUCUGCGCAGUCUGCGUUCGAGUCGCUGCUUUGGUUCUCGGACCCGUUCCCUGCUGCCAACCCUCUACGGAGACCCACUCGGUUGUUCCCGGAGCCCAGUACACCGACCAAACGUCAACAUGAGCAGCCAGGAGUGCUACGCCUGCCACAAGCCCGGCCACUUCGCCCGCGAGUGCCCGCAGGGAGACCGCGGCUAUGGCGGGGGAUCGUCGUUCGGCAACUCGUACCGCUCCGGCGGUGGUGGAGGUGGGUUUGGCUCCCGCGGCGGUGGAGGCCGUGGUGGCGGCGGUAUGCGCGGAGGCCCGCCAAGUCGCAUGGGAGGCGGAGGCGGCGGCGGUUUUGGCCCGAGCCGACUGACUUGCUACAACUGCGGCAAGGCGGGACACAUCGCCCGCGAGUGCCCCGAAGACGGCAAGACCUGCUACACUUGCGGCAAACAGGGCCACAUAUCGCGCGACUGCGACGAGAAGCCGUGAGGAGUUUUCGCGCGAGACAGCCAGGCAGAACGGAGAGAACGAAAAAAAAGUUUUACCUCCGCCGCCGCACACAAGAGUUCGUUGUUGCGUUGUCAUCGUUCUAGGCCUACCGUGAAGAGAAAAAAAGCAUUCGACCCCCCCCUCAUCGUGUCUCGUGGCGGUUUUACGCUAGGACUGCAUUUGUUUCCUCCGGUCAUCGCAUUACUUCCCGUUCCCGAAACAGCCAUUGGACGUUAUCUUUUUCUUUGCGCAAUUCAUCCGGUCAGGCGGAGACUUCAAGCGGCUUCCCGUCGCGUAGCUGUCCGAGGAAGCUGAGCCCUGGCCUCAUUUUUUUUUUUUCGUACCUCGACUGCCGGCGCCGCCGGGCGUCCAUCUUUGAAAAAAAGCGGCGAAAGAAUGGUGGAUGCUGCUGCGUACUCGUGUAGGCCUAGCCACGCCACAAUGGAUGCUCACACGUGGCGGCAGCCUUCGCGACGGAGAAGCGGAACAAACAAGAUCGCUGACCUCUGCGAGCAAUGGUACGUCAUCGAGUCGUCGUUCGCUACGCCUUCUUCGUGCGCUGGCUUCCAAAAAAAAAAAAAAAAAAACCCUUCCCCUGGAUUUUUUUUAACCUGAUCUCCGCUGGUGACUUUACUGUGAAUGUGUUCCUUUGUGGUUGCGUCUUUGAGCCGUCGGUAUGUGCCAACCGAUGCGGGCUCGGGUGUAUUUACAAUUUUUUAAGCUCCUUUAACGGGCGCGUGCCGAAUGCGGCAAACAAAAAAAGGACUGCUAGAAGAAAAUUACCGGAUGAGAUAGAGAGGGUUGGAACUUUUGUGGCUUUAGAAAAACGGGAGCUUGUUCGAAGACGUUUUUUUGUUUGAAAAAACAUUUUCUUUAAAAUGUGUGUUUUGUGUGCGCGUGUGCUGCGUAGGACUGGCGUUUAUUCUUUUCACCUUUCUUUGACUGUGUAUAAAAUGAAAAAAAGAUGCCUCAUGUACAAUCUUCUUUUCCAAAGGCUGAUGAUUUUAGUGUACCAUGCAGUUGUUGUUGCAGGGAGCACUACGCGAGGACAAAUAAAAACGAAAAAAGGCUGAUCUGCA